Messenger RNA from Acanthocheilonema viteae, 1572 nucleotides. NCBI's taxonomy places the organism in Eukaryota, Metazoa, Nematoda, Chromadorea, Rhabditida, Onchocercidae. The record is from the annotation of a GenBank genome assembly.
AUGAAUCGAUCUUCUUCCACUAAUCGUUAUCCAUCUGUUCAGUCGAUUGUAAUUAUUGCUAUUAUUGUUUUCUGUAUUGUAGCCAAUUUUUGGCCAACAAUUAAGGCUACUGAUACUACUAAUGCUACUGGUUUUAAUGAUACAAAAGAUAACAAAACUCAUGAAAUUGAGCAUAUUCCAGAGGUUAAAGGUUACCAGAAUAAGGAUGGUCGAUCGCUUCGUAAUGUAGAUAAUAUUCAAAUUCCAAAUUCACGAUGUCCAAAUUUUUGCGAAUGUGAACAUGCUAUUUGGAAUAAUGGCACUACUGGUAGUACCACGGAAAUUUCCGUAUAUUGCCAUGAAGGUGGCCUGGAACAGACAGCAUUCUCUAAACUUCUCAAACAAAUUCCCAGAGAAGUAACAGUUUUGGAUGUUGAAGCACCAUCAGAUCAUCCAAAUCAUCUUCUCUGGGAUGAUAAUUUAAAUCAAUUGCGACAUUUACGCGUUCUACGACUUGUCAAUUGCGCCAUUCCAGCAAUUAGUCGUGCUCUGAAAUUACGCACGUUAGAAGUACUUGAUCUUCGUGGAAAUCGAAUUCAGCACUUGCCAGUUUCCAUAUUUUCUGGUGUACCAUCUAUAAAAGAGCUUAAUUUAGCCAAAAAUUCAUUGAGCGUCCUGCCAACAGGCGCUUUUACAUAUCUUAAAAAUUUACAAAUUCUAUCACUUGCACAUAAUAAUAUUACCGAAGUUACGGUAAAUUUAUUGCGUGAUUUGAAAAAGUUGAAAUCACUUCAUUUGGAUGGUAAUCGAAUACCUGUAUUGCAAUUUAAUUUACUUUUUGCGGAUAUUCCACAACUGGAACGAUUAGAGCUAAAUGAAUGUGGCUUAAGUAUAGGAGCCGUAAACAAUUUAGCAUUGGAUAAAUUUCAUUCCCUAAAACAACUUAGCCUUGCAGGUAAUAUGCUUGGAAAGGUACCCAUAAGUGCAUUACGUAAUCAUCUAAGCUCAUUGACCACUCUUGACCUCAGCAAUAAUGAACUUGUUGAAAUAGAAUCGGAGAUAUUUGCUAAAUCAAAUAUCAGUCGAUUAUUACUUGCCGGUAAUCAUCUUGGUAUCAAUCCCACUGCUUUAUCAUUCAAUUCGCUAAAAACGGGAAUGGCAUUGCGUGAAUUGGAUUUGUCACGUAAUAGUUUUGAAAAUUUCCACUCGGAAUAUCUUGGAAUAGCCCGAGAAACUGUGGAAAUUUUGCAUCUUAACGAGAAUCAUAUUAGUACUAUCGAAGAACGGCUAACAGCUAAUAUGACGAAACUUAAAAUACUUCAUUUGGGAUAUAAUUUUAUUGAAUAUUUACCGAAAAAAUUACCCAAUGAAUUUGCUCAGCUAAUAUUUCUCAAUCUAUCGGGGAAUCAACUUUCCUCAUUACUGGAACAUUUGCGAGAAAUUUUACCUAUGCUUCGAAUGAUAGAUAUUUCGGAAAAUCGAUUUACAUCAUUCCCAGUUACGGUGGUUCAGAAUUUUUUCAACAGUUUAGAAAAAUUGAAGGUCAUUUUUUCGGAAGAAAAUAUAAAUCUUGAAAUUGGACAUUUUGUCUGA